AUGGCUCUCGUGAAGGUCGCCGUUGGUGCUCCUGAUGUUCUCGGAGACUGCCCAUUUAGUCAAAGGGUUCUUUUGACACUCGAGGAGAAGAAGCUACCGUACAAGAUCCAUCUCAUCAACGUCUCCGAGAAAGCCAAGUGGUUCUGUUUCGAGAAUGGCCUGAUGUCCUCUCACUCUUGGGUGGUCUGA
Messenger RNA from Arabis nemorensis, 189 nucleotides. Lineage: Eukaryota; Viridiplantae; Streptophyta; Magnoliopsida; Brassicales; Brassicaceae. The record is from the annotation of a GenBank genome assembly.